Messenger RNA from Cataglyphis hispanica, 1616 nucleotides. RefSeq names its product ATP-dependent (S)-NAD(P)H-hydrate dehydratase (gene Naxd). The transcript has 3 exons. The record is from RefSeq and is a predicted model, not a curated record. NCBI's taxonomy places the organism in Eukaryota, Metazoa, Arthropoda, Insecta, Hymenoptera, Formicidae. Gene Ontology annotation, molecular function: ATP-dependent NAD(P)H-hydrate dehydratase activity. The coding region runs from base 419 to 1417 and encodes 332 amino acids. Gene Ontology annotation, biological process: metabolite repair.
GAUUUUUAAAUUACAGCGGCGUAGCUUCUUUUUUGCGUUUGGCUUGUCAAUUUUUUGAUGAUGCAAAUCGAUAUGUCAAUUGAUGUCAAUUGGUUGACGGGUUGGACAAAAAUAUAUCAAUUCGAUUAUCAAUAGACAAUUGUUUUUGUUUGCACAUUUAUAUAUUACAAUAGUAAUGUUAUGUACAAUUAUCUUUUUUGUAACAAAAUUAGUAAUUCAUUGUAACUCAUCUCUGAUACAAGAUUUGUUGUAAAACUAUUGCAAUUUACAAUAGUAAUAAAUUUCUCUUGCAAUAUUUAUGCUUUUCAUGUUCGACCUCUUUCAUGCUCUUCUAUGUGCAUAUUGUGUAAAGAAAUAUCAACGUAUAGAUAAUUUUGUCAGUUGUUAGUAUUGCAGGAGAUAUCUCAAAUUUGUAUUAAUGUCGACAAUGUCUGCAUCAUCUUCUAUGGAUGAACGUAUGUUGAAGGGAAUAAGAAAAGUAAUACCAAAUCUGAUCAACACAAAGUACAAAGGUCAAGAUGGCAGAAUUGGAAUUUUUGGUGGGAGUACCGAAUAUACAGGAGCACCAUACUUUGCAGCUAUGAGUGCAUUGAAAACUGGUGCUGAUCUUGUUCACAUAUUCUGUGCGAAAGAUGCCAGCAUUCCUAUUAAAUCAUUUAGCCCAGAGCCAAUAGUUCACUCAGUAUUGGAUCAAUAUGAUGCGAUAAAGCAUAUAAAACCUUGGCUUGAUCGGCUACAUGUUAUUCUGAUUGGACCUGGACUUGGCAGAGAUGAAAAGAUAUUCAAAAUGAUUGUCGAAUUAAUAUCAAUCUGUCGCGAAAUGAGAAAACCACUUGUUAUUGAUGCAGAUGGAUUGUUCUUGGUUUGUCAAAAGCCAGAAAUUAUAAAAGAUUAUCCAGGAGUUAUUUUGACACCAAAUGCAAUGGAGUUUAGCCGUUUGGUUAAAACAGUACUGGAUAGAUCUAUUCCGCCUACUCCUCUAGUCAAAGUUUCUGAUGUUAAGCAUGUUGCAGAGGCUCUUGGAAAGAAUGUAAUAAUUCUGCAUAAGGGCGCAAAAGAUGUGAUUGUGGAUGGACAUAAGGGUACAGAGACUGUGUCAUGUGGAUUGGCUGGUUCUGGAAGGAGAUGCGGUGGACAGGGAGACCUCUUGGCUGGUUCUUUGGCUGUCUUCUGGUGGUGGGCUAUUUCUGCAGGAACCAGUGAAUGCGCUUUGUCGCCAUCGAUUGUAGCAUGUUAUGCUGCAUCAAGAUUAGUCCGAGAAUGCAAUGCAUCAGCCUUCAAAUUACGACAAAGAGGAAUGUUGACAUCAGAUAUGUUAGAACAGAUACAGCCAAUUUUUAACAAAAUCUUUGAGACUCAUUGUAACAAAACUUACUCAUUUAAUGGAAGAGGUCGAACUCGAAGUACUGAUUCCUGAAGCGACAUUUUUGCGACAUUAUAUAUAAGUUAUAAAAAAAACUUUGAUUAAUAUAUUACAUAAAUUGGGGAAAAUAUGCAUUUAAAAUACUGGCUUCAGAGAAAUGCUUUUAAAUAUAUAUACUAAUAUAUUAUAUGUAUUUUUAUAUGGUUUUGGUAUUUUUUAAAAGCUCAUAUAAAUAAACAUAUUUAUAAAAUAA